AUGUUGUAUGGGACGCCUGUCGAAGUAGACGGGUUUCCUCGCCAUUGGGAAGUCAAGGUUACCCCGCAUCGGAAUCCGGCAAGUUCGAGCAGCUUCCUCGCGAUGGUAGAGGUCGGCCAGGUAGAUGCGGAUAAAGUUGACGACCUCGUCGGAUGCAUCAAGCGCAAGGUCUCUGUCGACAACAGACGUGACGACUGGAACUGCCAAUCCUACAUCACCGCCGUGGUUCGCAGGCUCGAGGAUCUCGGGAUUUGCGAUGAAGGGGCGGCAGGUACCUUGACCCAGCUCCUGCGGAAUGCACGUCGAUGA
This is a messenger RNA of Gloeophyllum trabeum ATCC 11539, 309 nucleotides long. RefSeq lists its product as uncharacterized. The record is from RefSeq and is a predicted model, not a curated record. The transcript has a single exon. NCBI's taxonomy places the organism in Eukaryota, Fungi, Basidiomycota, Agaricomycetes, Gloeophyllales, Gloeophyllaceae. Bases 1 to 309 code for a protein of 102 amino acids.